Ostrea edulis (European flat oyster) is the source of this 998-nucleotide messenger RNA. Its product is annotated as nucleoside diphosphate-linked moiety X motif 6-like. NCBI's taxonomy places the organism in Eukaryota, Metazoa, Mollusca, Bivalvia, Ostreida, Ostreidae. The transcript is spliced from 9 exons. Gene Ontology annotation, molecular function: ADP-ribose diphosphatase activity; NADH pyrophosphatase activity; NAD binding. Bases 42 to 863 code for a protein of 273 amino acids. The record is from RefSeq and is a predicted model, not a curated record.
UGGAUUUCAUCCGUAAAUGAGUGUUAUAGAAUCUGUUCAUCAUGACUCAGGAGUCCCACGGAUUGACUGUGGUCAGUGAUGUAUUCAGUGGAUUAACCAUUGACACAAUAGACCAGAAGUUUAACAUAGAAGAACAUCUAGAACAGAGACUUGCAGAUGCCAUUCCUAAGUGGAAGGUGGAAGGAAUCCGUGGAUUGUGGAUGAAGAUUCACCUUUCUCACUCAUCAGCUGUUCCUGUGUGUAGCAAAUUGGGUUUUGAUUUCAACCAUGCUCAAUCAGGCUAUGUAAUGAUGACAAAAUGGCUUCCAGACGGGGAAGAAAACAAAUUACCAGAGUAUGCAAAUCAUUUUGUUGGUGUGGCAGGUUUUGUUCUCAAUGAGAAGAAUGAGCUGCUGGUGAUCAGGGAGAGGUUUAGUGUAUUGGAUACCAACCCCUGGAAAUUACCAGGAGGGCUGGCUGAUAAAGGCGAGGAAUUGGAGACGACAGCCAGACGGGAGGUAUUGGAAGAGACUGGGAUAAACUCGGAGUUUGUGUCUGUCCUUGGAUUCCGACACCAGCACAACUUCCGAUUUGGCUGUUCAGAUUGGUACUUUGUCUGUCUAAUGAAAGCACUGACCAAUGAAAUCAAACACUGUCCUCAGGAAAUCGCAGAAUGCAAAUGGAUAUCUCUAGAGGAAUACCUGGCAUAUCCAGAUUUGACAGAUGCCAACAGGUUCUUUGUACAAUGUUUCCUAAACCUCCAGAAAAAUGGCAAUCUAACCAUAUCCAAAACUCUCGUGGAUUCAUGGAACAAGAAAUUCACAAACAACAUCUACAGCAUUCAGCCGAUACCAAAGGAGUUCCUACAGUGCCCUGAUCAGUAACUGACUUGGAAGGUGAUGUGACGUCACCUCACUACCUUCAUAUCAACUGUGAUAACAAACAUUUUGUGAUUUUUAUAGGAUUUUUAUGGGAAAUUUUAAUAUGUGGUAUUGAAAAAUAAAUACCUGAAUAAUAUU